CAGGCACGUGGGCUCACUCAGCACUUGCCGAAACGAUAUAUGUCGGCAGAGUGUGCGGACUACCCUUGUAUCCUGAAGCAGGCACAUGGAGAGUUCGGAAAGGACUGUUAUCGUUGUGAUGUUUGCCUGAACUUUGGCACCAUACACCCGGACUUGCUUACAGUUGCUUUGCCAUUACUUGUUUUGUUAGUCCCUUUGUUGCCCGAGGAGUGCAAUAUUGUCCACAGCCCUGAGGAUGUUUGCAAGGCCAUUCCAGCAAAGGCGUUGAGGCUGUUGGUCUGGCUCAAAGGCUGGUGUCUCCAAAGAGCUCAGACGGGUAAAGGACAUCAAAUCACACACCUCGUUUUGAGCCAAACCCAUUCAAAUUAGGCCACCAGCUAGCAUCUUCAGGCUGUGAACGCAAUCUGGUGUUGUAAUUCUGAUGUUUUUUGUCGUGCUUUGUGUUGGCCUGAGCCUUGAAGAUCCAGAGGUGACACCGCAGGGACUGGGGACACGCUGGGUACUGCAGGAACUUGUACAUGGGCGCUUUGAGGUCUCGACUACCGUCCUGGCAGACUUUGGGCACAUUCUGGACGAAGUCAGCACGUGCUAUGAAUACGAUUCCGAGACCUACGUUUGGCCACGCUGCCGGGGGGUGAGCAAAAGCUUGUACAGUGUGCCGCACGGGCAUUUGAAGAUCUUCGAGCAGUUUCUGGAGAGCUAUUCUGGGAUCUGCAAUUUCAACUACAAGGUGCGUGAUGGUGAACUUCGCAUCUUUGAGCUGAAUACUCGCAUAGGAGGUGACCUGGCGGUGGAUGCACCCCGUGAGAGGGCACGUAGGCUGUUUGAGAAGCUGGAUGCACACUGGUGCAUCUCUUCAAACGACACAAUGCCAGAAAAGCAAUUUGCAUUCUGCCGCAGUACAGGUUUGCCACAGUGAAAUGCGUGCAAGAAAGAGUUGUGCACCAAUGUCAUGGACCGGCCCAAGGCCCAAGGCACUUGGUAAGUAGGAUUGAUAUUGC
Molecule: messenger RNA, 1001 nt
Organism: Durusdinium trenchii
Lineage: Eukaryota; Dinophyceae; Suessiales; Symbiodiniaceae
Source: the annotation of a GenBank genome assembly